This is a messenger RNA of Suricata suricatta (meerkat), 649 nucleotides long. RefSeq lists its product as uncharacterized. The coding region runs from base 62 to 469 and encodes 135 amino acids. NCBI's taxonomy places the organism in Eukaryota, Metazoa, Chordata, Mammalia, Carnivora, Herpestidae. The record is from RefSeq and is a predicted model, not a curated record. The transcript is spliced from 6 exons.
UCCCGCGCAGGGCGAGCACGCAUCCGGCGCUACGGGAGGGAGCCUGCCUCCGCGCUUGUAUAUGGCAAAGUUUCUCGCCGAGCUCCUGGGCUGCACAUUGCCGAGCAAGGGCGCCUCUCCCAUGUUUGAGAAACUGGAUGUGGCCUUUUACUUCUUUUCAACAAAGUGUUCUCGGCAACCAUCCAAAAGUCACUCCCGAGUCGGCCUGAAGUCAAGCACGAAGCAAAAGACCACCAUUUUCAGCACAUUGGCCAGCGAAAAGUCCUUAUCUGACUGCAAAAAGGAACAGCAAUGGAAACUUUCGAUGUACAGCAGAAGCAUACCUCCAGUCUGCUUUACGAGCCCUCUGAUUGAGAAGCCGGUUGGCAAAGAACCCCCUGCUGUGACGUACAGGAAGGAUGCUUGUAAUGGAAGUGAGAGCAGAAACUCCAGGCAAUAUAGGAAACACCAAGUGAACCUAUACGCCUGAAAGGGGGUCCUGGUUAUUUGUGGUUCUGAGUAAUUUGGAAGGAAAGGUAUUUAACAGUAUCCACUUCCUCAAAUAAUAACUUCCUUACGUGGAGGUACUGCCUAAAAGGUACUAAGUGUAUAAGUCAAAAUUCCAAGGCAGAGCCUCCCUGAGGCAUUUUCUUAUAGGAGAAAUAAAUGU